Selaginella moellendorffii is the source of this 1672-nucleotide messenger RNA. RefSeq lists its product as uncharacterized. Gene Ontology annotation, molecular function: protein binding. The coding region runs from base 89 to 1522 and encodes 477 amino acids. Lineage: Eukaryota; Viridiplantae; Streptophyta; Lycopodiopsida; Selaginellales; Selaginellaceae. The record is from RefSeq and is a predicted model, not a curated record. The transcript has 3 exons.
AUUAUGUGCUAAAAUCUUGUUAAGCUUGUCACCUUCUUCGAGCGAUCCAUCGUCUUGGCUGAGCAAGAACGCGAAAGCCAGAAGAAAGAUGUCACAGCCCCUGAGGUGCCCGGCCGACUUUCCGGAGCUCCUGUGGAAGGACUGCCAGGCAAAGUCGAACGAGCUGUGCGAUGUAGAAAUCGUUGUCGGAACUCGCAACUUCUGGUGUCACGGGAGCAUCCUUGCGGCGUCGAGCGAGUUCUUCCGCUCGGCCUACAACCCAUCCGCCUCGGGAGUCAAGAUCAUCCGGCUUUCAUCCAUCCCUGGAGGCCCCCACGUCUUCGAGCUCGUCCGGAGGUUCCUCUAUGGCCAGGACUUCACCGUGACCGACGCCACCGUCCUCGAUGUCUGGCAAGCCGCCGACUUUCUUGGCAUCACUCCUCGCAAGCCCGAUGGAGUGAGCCUCCAGGCGAGAUGCAAGUCGGUCUGGGACUCCCGCGUCCAGCACUCUUGGCGGUCGUGCCUCCAUCUCCUGUGCAAGGCUGCCAAGCUCGGCUCCAUUACCGACGUCCACCCGAGCGACGGGAGGCUGGCCGAGUGUAAGAAAAGGUUCCUCUUGCUCGUCGGCUCUCAUCUGGCGAUGGGAGCGGUUCUCAGGAACUUGGUGAAGCUCAAGGCGGGGCACGUCGAACAGGUGCUCUCCAUUCUCAAGGACGUCCCGGUGGUCGUCCCGGCGGCGGAGCUCUCCCAGAACAUGAUGGCCUAUCUCAUGGACUUGGUUUGCUACUUCAAGGCUGGCUCUCCUCCCUCGGACAAGGUUGGAGCCAACAUCAUUAGCGUCUGCGAGUUCGUGCUGGAUUACCUCCAGUGCGCUACAGGAGCUUACCGCAGAGCUCCUGGGUCCUUCUUCCGGAGCGGCACUGGACAGGCACCCGCGGUGAUCUACUUGGCCAUGGUCGCACACACUUGCUACGUCUUGAAUCCGGGGAGGUACGCAAGAUCCAACUUUGACACCGUCUUGACGCUCGUGGGGCCUCUGGACAUCGGCUGCCUCACGCCAGAAGCUCUGGCGGAAUGGGUCCAGCCUUUCUUUCCAACGUCGGAGACUGGUUUUCCCGUUCGCAGCAAGAUUGGAGAGCUCCUCGGCCACUAUGUUACGUCGACGCUGGAGGAGAACCCCCCGGCCAUCUCCUGGUUCUUCUUCCACGCCAUGGCCAACUUUGCGUCCAAGGCUUGCGAGAGUCACGACCAGCUCUACGAUCUUAUCAAGGCCUACAUGAAGAAGAACCCGCAGACGUCCGAGGGGCUCAAGCAGGCGUUCGAGAGCAUGCUGGACCUCGGCAAAGUGUCGGCGGUGAAGGCUGGCGGGAUAGCUUGCUGCAACUCGCCGUUUCUGCUCAGCUCGAGGUUCAAGGACGCGGUGAGCAAUAAGUGGAGUUCCGAGUUCGGCAGGCAGAAGCUUCGGAAGCGCCUGUUCGACGAGUUGUCUCCUUACGAUGAUGAUGAUGACGAAAUGACGCCAUUCGAGUGCUCCUCUAAUUGAAGAGACGAAAACAGCACUGCAAGGAUUAUUCUAGGCGAUGUAUACGACAAGUAGAAGAUUUGACACGUUCUCGAAAAAAAUCCUUUUUUCACUACUGUAUAGAAAAUCUGGAGUAUCUUCGCCAGUUUCUAUGUGAUCCAGUCGUUUUGC